AGUUUUGGUCUCUAUGGCGAAUACGGAUCUAGCGGCCUAUCGAGAGGAGCAGCGGCGUCGUUGGUUACAAAGACAGUCGGCUGUUGAUAACAGCAACGCGGUGUCAGGCUUUAGAGGUAGUAUUGCCGACGACCAAUGGUGGAGCUGCAGAGUCGGCUUCAUCAUCAUCCACUGCAGCAGCAGCAGCAGCCGAGGCGGCAGCGCCACUAGUUACAGUCACAGCAGUGCAGGACGCUAGCGGCUCCGGUGCAACGAGUCAUCAUCGGAUGGCAUCGACCUCUCCGCCGCCACCAGCGAGUAGGUCGCCACCUCCUGCAGUGGAGGACCAGCCAUUGGAUAAGUGCCAUAUACUCCCUUUGGGAGCUGAGACUAAUCGCCAAGACGCGCUCGAUCAACUGAAUAGCGUGUUGAAGUCAUUGCGGUCGGAACGGAAAGUGAUCCAUGAGGGUGACGUGUUUGAAGGGAAGAACGAACAAGAAUACAUCAUCGUUUCGGUGUUGCCCAAUGAAGGCGGCAUUAUAGUCGAACCCACGGAGUUUUUCAUAGAAGGGCCUCCUGUUGAGAAGUUCACUAAGGUGCAGCUGGUGUGUACUGACCAGAACGGUGAGGAUAAUAGUGAGGAAACCCUAUUCGGCAAUUAUGUGGCGCCAUAUUUCCAGUCUCAAUUCAAUAACCAUCCUCAUAAGGUUACGGAGAUCUUGGAUGUGAAUCAGAUUUUAGACAUUUUUGGACUGAAAUUUGUUGUGGCAGCGACUGAGCCCUCAUGCACUCAUGGAGUAGUAACGCCUGAUACGACGAUGUAUGUGAAUGUCGAUAACAGUCAGGAGUUUACUAGAAUCCAUGUAGUGCCGUUCCAGGAUACCCUAUCCAGAGUAUAUCAGUAUGACCUUUGGAACGACUACCUGAAGCCCUACUUCAAAGCGCACCCCUUGCGGUCAUAUGCAGUUAAUGAUGUAUUCGACUAUCAUGGAGUCCAAUUCAAAGUGGUAGCUGCCGAGCCGUACUCUUCGGCGAGUGGCUUUGAGAGGAGGAGAGUUGGACGAUCGACGACCAUCUUCUGCGAGGGCAGCGUACCUCCUACACUGCGAAACCUGCUGUCUCCGGAGAUGGCUCAGCAGCUGCAGCAUCUCCCGCCUGGGUUGCAGAUGCUCUUACUGAACACUGACAUGAUGGCUAGUGGAGAUGUGUAUGAGAGGCUUAUGGACCUCCAAGAGACUCUAUCAAAUCGCACAGGACUGGACCAGACCACAAUCGACCGGAUACCAUUGCAACCGUCAACAGCAUCGAGGGAGCACCAUCAGGAGCAGUGCAUGAUAUGUCUCAAUGACUUUGCACCGUCGGACCCCCCACUUCGUGUGUUGCCGUGUAGCCAUGUCUUCCACGCCAACUGCAUAGACGAGUGGCUCAGGCGCAAUACUGAUUGCCCCAUAUGCAAAGACAAUGUGCAGCGGUCAAUGAGAAACGGAGCUCCUCGGAUAUCUCCUUCCCAAUAGAGCAGUUGAAGAUCCCUGUA
Messenger RNA from Perkinsus marinus ATCC 50983, 1513 nucleotides. Its product is annotated as ring finger protein, putative. The record is from RefSeq and is a predicted model, not a curated record. Lineage: Eukaryota; Perkinsozoa; Perkinsida; Perkinsidae. The transcript is spliced from 13 exons. The coding region runs from base 267 to 1493 and encodes 408 amino acids. Gene Ontology annotation, molecular function: zinc ion binding.